Molecule: messenger RNA, 3534 nt
Organism: Polyodon spathula (Mississippi paddlefish)
Lineage: Eukaryota; Metazoa; Chordata; Actinopteri; Acipenseriformes; Polyodontidae
Gene: phf8
Product: PHD finger protein 8
Exons: 21
Coding region: 129-3227 (1032 amino acids)
Biological process (GO): protein demethylation; regulation of transcription by RNA polymerase II
Molecular function (GO): histone demethylase activity; transcription coregulator activity
Source: RefSeq, a predicted model, not a curated record
UUAUUGACAGUCGAAAGGCGAACACUGUGACAGUCGGAGCUGAUCUGGUCGAAAUGGCGGCGCCGCAGCGCGAUUUCAGCUCUUUUUAAACUUCGGUGCGGGUCAGAACCGAUCCUCCGUCCAGUGAGAUGGCCUCGGUGCCGGUGUACUGCCUCUGCCGGCUCCCCUACGACGUCACCCGGUUUAUGAUCGAGUGCGACAUAUGCCAGGACUGGUUUCACGGGAGCUGUGUCAGAGUGGAGGAGUCAAAGGCGGCAGAGAUCGACCUGUACCACUGUCCAGACUGUCAGGUCACCCAUGGACCUUCCGUCAUGAAGAAGCGGCGUGGCUCUCACAAGCAGGAGGCAGUGGGAUCCGGGUUCAAGGAGCCCCAUCGACCCGUUCAGACUGGCAGCCUUCAGUUCAUCAAGGAGCUGCGAAGCAGAGUCUUCCCCAGUGCUGACGAGGUGGUCUUGAAGCCCAGUGGCACUCAGCUCACAGUAGAGUAUUUGGAAGAGAACACAUUCAGUGUGCCCAUCCUGGUCACCAAGAAGGAGGGGCUGGGCAUGAGGCUGCCCCCCAGCAGCUUCUCCGUCAACGACGUGGAGGACCACAUAGGUGCUGACAAGGAGAUCGACGUGAUUGAUGUGAGCCGUCAGGCCGACUGCAAGAUGAAGCUUGGAGACUUUGUGCUGUAUUACAACAGCGCAGAACGAGACAAGGUGCUGAAUGUCAUCAGCCUGGAGUUCUCAGAAACCAGACUGUCAAACCUGAUCGAGACCCCCAAGAUCGUGCGCAAGCUGUCCUGGGUGGAGAACCUGUGGCCGGAGGAGGCAGUGUUUGAGCGCCCCAAUGUGCAGAAGUACUGUCUGAUGAGCGUGAAGGACAGCUACACAGACUUCCACAUCGACUUCGGGGGCACCUCUGUGUGGUACCACGUGCUCCGGGGUGAGAAGAUUUUUUACCUGAUUCGUCCGAGCCCUGCUAACCUGACCUUGUUUGAGAGGUGGAGCUCCUCGUCCAAUCAGAACGAGAUGUUCUUUGGGGACCAGGUGGAUAUGUGCUACAGGUGUUCAGUGAAGCAAGGCCACACCCUCUUCAUACCGACAGGCUGGAUUCACUCUGUUUUGACUCCAGUCGACUGCCUUGCCUUCGGGGGAAACUUUCUCCACAGCCUGAACAUUGAAAUGCAGCUCAGGGCCUAUGAGAUUGAGAAGCGGCUGAGUACAGCCGACCUCUUCAAGUUUCCAAACUUCGAGACUGUGUGCUGGUAUGUAGGAAAACACUUGCUGGACACAUUCAGAGGGCUGCGUGAGAAUCGGAGACACCCAGCUGGCUAUCUGGUCCACGGAGCGAAAGCCCUGAACAGUGCGUUCCGUGGCUGGACACGCAAAGAGGCCCUGGCUGAGCAUGAAGAGGAGAUUCCCGAGACCAUUAAAACACAGCAACUGGUGAAGGACCUGGCCAAGGAAAUCAGACUGGUGGAGGAUAUCUUUCAACAGAACCUGGGCAAGACCGGGGCUCCCUUCGGAGCACCACGUGUCCCCCAGCCCAGCCAGGUGAACCCCAGCAUCUCCUCUGGGAGGCCACCGGGAAGAAGGAGGGGCCCCAAGACCAAGGAGCCCCCCGCUGCCUCUAGUAACCCCCCCGCAGUCACCCCUGGGAAGAAAAGGGGACGCAAGAGCAAGGAGAGUCUGGCAGCCGCAGCACAGACAGCCAAGACAGCAGGGGGCGCUGCAGAGCUGGAUCUGCUGGAGAUUCACACCAAACAUACGCUCAAGAAGUUCCAGGGAAACAAGCAGCCACGCAAAGCCAAGUUUGAUCUGCCGACCUCGUGUCUGGGUGAGCUGGAGGGUGAAAUCGAUGAGAGCAAACUGCAACUCAUACUGACCAACGGGAAAAUACUGAGUAAGAAGGGGGGGAAGUCGACGGCGGGCUCUGCCCGUUUCCAGCCUCUGCUGGGACCCCUGGAGGGGGUCGGGGGGGUGCGGGGCAGCUUUGAGUACGACUCUGAGGAGGACCUGCAGAUCGACGAGACCCCCAAGAGAAAGAGGAGACCAGCGCUGAGCAAGAAGAAACUGGCAGGCCUGCCCAGGAAGCUACCGAGAGCCAAGCCCUGCUCGGAUCCCAAUAAGAUCAGGGAGCCGGGAGAGGUGGAGUUCGACAUCGAGGAGGAUUACACCACUGAUGAGGACCCCCCCACACUGCUUGAUGGGAAGCAGGGGGGUGCGGGGGGGAUCCUGGACCUGCUCAAAGCCAGCAAACAAGUGGGGGGGCUGGACUCUGCGGCACUGAGCGAGGACGCUCCAGCCUCUCCCAGCACUCAGGAAGCAAUCCAGGGCAUGCUGUCCAUGGCCAACCUCCAAUCAUCUUCCUCCUCGGGAGUGGGGGGAGCAGGAGGAGGCGGGGCCUCCUGGUGGGGAGGCGGGGCCGAUCGAGGCGGGGGCGGAGCCUCCUCGCACUCUGGAAAGGCGGGGCUUGUGAUGCAGAGGCCGGGGAAGCGGCCAAUCAAACGGCCCGCUCGCAGGGACAGCGAUGCUGGGGACGAGAGUGUGGAUGAGCAGGAGACUCUGGGGACCUGCUUCAAGGAUUCAGAGUACAUCUACCCCUCUCUCGAGUCAGACGAAGACGACCCAGCCCUGAAAUCGAAAAGCAAGAGGAAGAAGAACUCGGACGAUGCCCCCUGGAACCCCAAAGCCCGCGUCAUCCCCACGCUCCCCAAACAGAACCGCCCCGUUCGGGAGGGUGCGAGGGUCGCCUCUAUCGAAACAGGACUGGCUGCAGCCGCUGCCAAACUGGCACAGCAGGAACAGCAGAAGACCCCCAAGAGGAAAUAUGUGAAGAAGCGCUCUGCCCCGAAAGAGCCCCUGGCCCCCCCGGCAGUGCAGACCUCCCCCCUGCAGAGCGGGGGUGCUGUGGAGCAGGAGCCCGGCUCCAGCAGCAUGGAGGAGCUUGUGACGGAGCCCCGGCCGGAGCUGUACUCGGGCAGCCUGGCGGAUCACGAGUACACAGCUGGCCCCAGUGCCUUCGGGCUGGGGGGACAGAGAGGGACCACCCCCAUGGCCCCGGGGGUCUUCUUGAACCAGAGGAGGGGCUCGUCCAGCUCCCCCCAGAGCAGCGGGGGCCCCCCGGCCACGCCCACGGCCCUCGGACAGGCAGGUAAACGCCCAAAGAAGGGACUGGCAACGGCAAAGCAGAGACUGGGCAAGAUCCUUAAAAUCCAUCGGAACGGGAAACUACUGCUGUGAGGAGGAGAAGGGGGGGGGGGGGAGAGGAGAAAGAGGAGGGAGGGGAGAGAGAGGGAAGGAGCAGCACAGCACUGACUGCAUGAUUGAUUGAAGGCACUGUAAAAAGCGACCGGCUCAGUGAAUGAAAUUCAGUUCAAUUGAAAUGUUUACUCUUUAAAAACAGACCCCUUGCUUUGGCGUUGGCAAUCCUGUGUUUGGAUUCAGUGGAACAGCCCGGCAUUCAACACAAUGACAGGGCUGGGAAUCAGACUCCCGCUGCACAGCGGUGUGAUCCAGUCCUGGUUUCACUAGGACUUUAAUAAGACAC